Molecule: messenger RNA, 393 nt
Organism: Symbiodinium necroappetens
Lineage: Eukaryota; Dinophyceae; Suessiales; Symbiodiniaceae
Source: the annotation of a GenBank genome assembly
GUCAUAGUCAUGGGAGAUGGCUGUGUCAAGGACCCUGGUCUCAACGACGCAUCGCAGGCCGCAGCACAGUCGCCGGCCAUGGCGGCUUUCGAGCGCCUCAAGGGCUGCGAGGCACAGCUGGAGUCGGCCCGGGCUGAGCUGCGCACGACAGAAGAUGCUUUGCAGACUCUUCAGGUUAGUCCAGGGCAAGCUUGGAAUGACCUCGCACAGCUGGAGGCUCGACUUGAUCAGCUCCAGUGCAAGGGAAUCGACUUUGUGUCGACAGAAGGCCUCAGCACAGAGGAUGAAGAAAGUGCUCGGACCAAACGGAGGCAGCUGACGAAGGCUGUGGCCAACCUGCAGGAUCAGGUCGAAGCAGUCUUCGACCGCCUCAAAAGUGCUCGGGGAACUUGA